AUGCUUGAGGUGGUGGCGCCGACGAGGCGGGAUGACACUGACUUCAGCACCAGGAUCAACAAGAAGGCGGAGGCCGCUCGACUUGGCAUUGAUGUAAAAGUAACGACUGGGUCGCGACCGGCUAGCAGCAGUUGUCGAUGUUGCUGACUAAAAUGGUCGUUUAUCUGUGGCAUCGCCUGCAGGAAUGUGCACUUGCGUGCUACAGGACCGUAAGUACAAUGGCAUUAGCACAAAGUUUUCCAAUGCCGUUCACAUGGCUUAUAACGAAGGCGUGAAUAUGACUGAUUGCGGGCUGACUGUAGGCUAUUUAUAGCAGUAUACACGGUGUACAUUUGGGUGCACAAUAAGCGUGCGGUGUGCCUUACGUCUUCAUAGUCACCGCUUCGGGAAUUGUUCAGCUCUUUAGAGAGGCAUGAUAAUGUAAUGGCUCUGCAUGGUGCUCAACAACAGGAUGACAACAUACAAAAUAUCGAGGGAGUGACUUCUGGACCCGAAGUGACAACUCUAUCGGAUUUGCAAAUGGGAGCCGAUGUUUUUUAUUUGUAUUUGAAGGGUUAGAGGUAGAGCCCUUGGUUACCCUAUUUAUAUACAGGGAUUGCGUAUAUUUGUACUCAAAAUAAGAUUCCAAACACUUAGAAUGAUAUAAAUUCACAAUAAAACAUUGAUAAUAAGGAACUGCAUCUGCAUUUGUCUCUGAUGAUGGGUUUGAACAGGAAUCACAAACGUCAGGUUAAUAAAGCUCUUGUCCCAUCGAUCGUAUCUCCUUCUUCAAGGAAUUGCAUCUUUUCUCUGCGAGCCAAUGCAGAAAGAUUGAACAUCACUGAGGGUUUCACAGAGCUGGCUGCGAGUAGGCAUAAUGUAAAAGUCGAUCUUUGUCGGAAAUUAGACGAGAAAGUUUUCUUUUAAACGUGCAAAUUGUGUCAAUCGUCACCCUCUCACUUGGUAACGAGUUCCAUGGCUGGACAGUCCGUUGGCUGGGAUAAGACUGCCCACGGUCUGGACGCGUGCGGUCACUAUUGACUUUUUAAGGAUGGUCACGAAAUUGGUUUACACGGGCGAACUCGAAAAGUCCUCCGUUCUCAGUGAACAACCUUGGCCACGGACAAUCCGGAAUGUUCAGAGCAGACUGCAGUUUAUUUGCCUAUAGGUAUAGGUAAUGAGCCAAGCACAUUCAACCUCUCCUGUUACGACAAAUACAGUUAAUAACCUAACUCAUGAAAUGCCGAGAUCGGUAUUUGAGUUGGUUGAACGGCAUAUAUUUGGUGUGGUUUUUUUGUUUUUAGAAUUGAUUGGAAUCGCAAAAAGCCUUUUUAUAAAAAAGAAGUAAUGUUAGUUUAUUUUUAAUGAGGGGAAACAGUCCAAUAUUGGGUAAAUUUUGUCGUCUCCGGAUAUCCACGUAAUUUCCUAUUUUAAUAAGCAUCCCCUGUUAAAAGCUCUCAUUUGCGCGCUUGACGAUAUAAAGGAGUUUCAUAAAACAAUGAAAAAUAUCAAGGAAGCCCACUUUGUAAACGGAAAUUGUGGCUUUCAGUUCGUGAAAAUAAGAUCGUGGCAAAUACGUAAAAACGCAUUAUUUUUAUGAAUCAAGAAGCCAUUUACACUUCAUAAACUCUAUUUAACGGAAUUGUAACGUUCCGUAUUAUUAAACGUAGUAAUCAGCUUGUUCGACAAUAUUUGUUCUACUACAUCAGGAAUUAGUAAUGCUUGGUCGUAUCUUUAACGCAGUAUACCUUUCGUAGAUGCGGGAUUGGCGUUUCGUGCGCUACAGAGAAAGGUCACGAACUGUACUUUAGGCCAUCGAACAUAUUCGUUGCUGUAUGUUGCACUUGCUCGAGUAGGUCAUUAUCCUUCUUCAUCCAUGGUGAAUCUGCUGGCAUUCCAUUUCCUGGUGGGGUCUUACAAAGACGCCUAAAAUUCUCCCGAUGAGUUUGGCAAAAAAUAUUUUAGAUGCGCGCCUGAUCCAGUAUAAAGUACGAGCUGCCUUCUGAACUAUCUUUAUACAGUGUUCUAAUGGCAUAAGAUUUGUGGUAGUUCAUAUACCCAGAUCUCUGUGUUUUUCUACAGUCUCCAAUGCCGCCCCAUUAAUAAAUUGCAAAUAUUUGGGGAGGCAUUUCGGCCUGUGUCUAAGUGUAGGACCACACAUUUGGACACAUUAGAUUUGCGGUUCAAAGCACAGUAGACAAUGUAUUAUUGAAUGACAGGUCUAUUAUAAACAGAAUGUUCCAAACCAGAGCCAUUUCUCUCGAAAUGACACCGGAUGUUGUAUGUAUAACGGAAUCAUGGACCCAUUCUCUAAUUCCUGACUCUGCCCUUCCUAUAGAUGAAUUCGAUUUCCACCGUAAAGACCGCACGACUUGGCGUGCGGGCGGUUGUCUUCUUUAGCUUAGAUCUCCUAGCAUUCAAAUUUUCGAAAACUAUAUCACCACAUACUUUAGGUGUCAUACUUAGCCUUCUCUUGCUGACUCCCCGUACGUCAAUAACUCUAGACUAACUGGUACUUAUUCUCCAAGUGUCAUUAAUUCACAGCUUAUAUAUCGACCUCCAAAUUUUUUUAAAUACCGUCGACAAAAGCGUUGCCGUUUGAAACGCAAUAGAUAUUGUGAAAUAUGAUAUAGAAAUAGAUAUGAAAUGAUAUGAUAUGAAUAUGAAAUAGAUAUGAUAUGAUAUGAUAUGAAAUAGAUAUGUGUGAAAGCAGCUUGGACCCAUUCUCUUAUUCCGGACUCUGCCCUUCUCAUAGAUGACUUCGAUUUUGACCGUUAAGACCGCACGACUAGGCGUGCGGGCGGUUGUCUUCUUCAUCUUAAAUCAUACCUUAAGCACUCUCCCUAUUAGGUGGAUGUUUCCUCAUUCACGGGAAACUUCCGCUUCGCAUCAGUUAUUCUCUCGCCGCAAAGAAAGGCAAUUACUGGCUGUAUCCACAAUCCCCCAAAUUCUUUAGCCAGUGAUGAUUCACAACUCUGUGAAAUCUUUAAAUUAAUUUCGGAAGCUCCUUUCGAUGUUAAAAUAAUUACUGGGAAUUUUAACCUUCCUAAAAUUGACUGGGUUUCCAAUAGCUGUCCACCUAGAUUCCAGCCCUUUCGAGAUAUGGCCCAUUUUUCAAAUUGGUCCCAACUGGCGCGCUCUCCAACAAGAGAUAAUCACAUUUUAGAUCUAAUCUUUGCCACUGGCAUUUUUCCUCUUUUUGUUCCUUUAAAAAGAACCUCAUUGACAGUGACCACGUAUUACUUCAUUGUUGCUUACCGCUUGCAUUUUUAAAAAACCAGCGCCUUUCGGAAUUACAUGAACUACGACUGCGUAGAUAAAGACUUAAUAAAUAAUUAUAUUAGAUCUUUAGAUUGGUGUGGCUUCCUCUUCUGUAUCGAUGCAACCAUUCUUCGUGAUGUCAUGUCCAAUUUUUUUAGGCACAUCCUAGGGUUUGUGCCGAGUAGAUAUCUCAAGCCUAAUUCUUCAGAUUCCCUUGUUCCUAAUUUUCUUCACAACAGACUAAAAAUUUGAGACGCAGCUGCGUGACCCAUCCAUUAGUUCCUUAUCAGUUCAUCGUAGAACCACAGAGAUAUUUGAGAUGCACCAAGCGCGCGAUAAGCAAAGAGAAUCACUUGCCCUCAGUGUUUCGAACCCUGACAUAUCCGUCGCUAACAUCUUCCGCCAUCGGUCCUCCUCUAAGCGUGGACACGAACUUCUUCCCCCGUUAAAUGAUAACAAAGUCUUUCUCAUCGAUGACACUGACAAGGCGGAGUUGUUCAGUGCUUUAUUUGCAAAACACCUUAAUACUGAGUCCGAUCCGGUCCCUUUCUUUCGCUCAAUUUCAGAUAGGACACUGAGUGCAAUCGAUGUCUACUCAGAUUUCAUUAAGAAACACAUAAGUCGUUUGAAAUACUCAUACGGCAGAGGAAUUGACAAGAUUCUGAAUUCGACCAUUAAACAAGCCCCCGACAUUCCCAUUUUGCUCAGUCAUUUAUUCUCGGUUUAUAUUUCAAAAGGAUUCUUUCCUGAGACAUGGAAAACGUCAAUUAUCAUUCCCGUCUUCAAGUCUGGAUCUCGGUCUGGUGUUAAUAACUAUCGGGGCGUGCACAAAACGCCGUCUCUAGCAAAGCUUCUUGCAAGGAUUAUUUUCAAUGAAAUUCUUGACUUCUGUCUAGCUAAUCGGCUUCUGAGCUCUAGUCAGCAUGGAUUUUUACCUGAACGAUCCUACGAAACUUGCUACUUGGCAUUUCUUAAUCUAAUCACUUCUUUUCUUAAUGAGCGGCAGGCAGUGGUAGUUACAUACUUUGAUCAUAGCAAAGCCUUUGACGAGGUGCCUCACAGACGUCUUUUAGUAAAAUUGGAAGCUCUCGGCAUCCGGCCCCUCUACUCGACUUCAUCAGGUCCUAUCUGUCCAACCGAUAUCAGAAAGUCAUGGUCGGUAAUAGCUACUCGACACCCCACUCGAUCACGAGUGGCGUACCUCAAGGCACGGUUCUGUGUUCGCUAAGCUUCCUCCUUUACACCGCAAUCGUUUGUGUUGAAGAAUUUAAUGCCGAUUCACUACGAUUAAGCAUAUGGGGUUGGACAUGGCACAUGGAGUUUUAUCAUCCAAGUGUAGUUUCAGGUCUUUUGGUCCUGCCAAACUUCCUAGCGUCAUUAUUUUUCAGAAUAACGCACUCUCAGAAUGCCUCAUCAUAAAGGACCUAGGUCUAAGUUAUACAAAUAAGCUUGCUUUAUCACCUCAUGCAGAUAGAAUCUCUGCCAAAGCCGCGCAGAUAUGUGGAUUCAUAUCGCAUAAUUUUUUCCUUCCGGAAAUGAAGCUAAGGCUUUAUCAAAUGUUUGUUCUUCCAGUCCUCGAAUACUGCUGUCCUUUAUUCGGUUUAAUGAACGCCUGCGACCGUAAUAAAAUCGAAAAUGUUCAGAGGGUUUUCACCCGGAAACUGUUCUCUCAAGCUUCGUCCGGUAUUUCUUAUACUCAGAGAUGUCAGAUGGCGAACAUUAAGUUUUUCUGGAUAAGGAGACUCGAAGCUGGCCUUUGCUUCCUUUUUCGCAUCAACUCUAGCUCUAAUCUUCCGCUUAUUGACACGCACUCCGAGAAAUCGGUCUUAUGCCACGCGCAACCCCUGCAUGGUGAUUCCGCCGCCUCUUUGUACUACAUCUAAACGCUCCCUCUUCUUUGCUUCCAAAUAUGCCUUCCUGUUGAAUAAAUUUAACCAGAAAUCAGUUCAUCGCCAAAGUUACUGGUAUUCAAAUCGAAAUUAGUCAAACAUCUUACACCGGAAAGCAAAAAUGCUCUGUUAACGGUCUCAUUCCCGAACACUCAGAUUCUUGACUUCGAGAAGUGUCCUCCUGGGAUAUAGUGGUAAACCACAUGGAAACCCUCGCUUAUGUCUUUACAACCCCCUCAAUUGUUCCAUUAGAAACUCUGUUUUGAAUUGGUUUCUAAAUUUACAGCUAUCAGUUCGCCCCAAAAGCGACGAUUUUGGCGGUUCGCUGCGUCGUCUGGACUCGAAGAGAUCUGUGGCCGACGAGUCUGGAUUCCUCACGUCUCGCCACUUUGACUCGAAUAACCUCAUCCGGUGUAUGAAUUCUGCCUCGUUGAUGUCUGUCAAAUCUUCCACACACUACCGCCUGCAGGCCAGACCUGUCUGACUCACCUUCCUACCCUUUUAUAUGUGAAUUUUUUCUCCUCUGGGGUGAUAGUCCCCCUUCCAAAAUUUUCUCUUCCACCUAUCAGGCAGAAAUAGUUUGGACAGCAGUGAAUACUCAAUGUACAGCGUAACGUAGUUGUUUGACCCCAAUGGCGGUCGGUCCUGCAUGCCAAAUACAUUUUUCUCCUUUCGGGUAAAAAUAAGAUUAAGGCAGAUUAUGACCUCCCGAAGGCAACCUUCUGGCAGAGAAGUUUGCCCGUUGCCCACUGAGGUAGCUUGUGAUUAAAGUUGUCUUGCGGCCUUUGCGCAUCCCGUGUUUGCCAAUUAAUGCCAGGAGCGUCAAAAUCACCAACGAUCAGAACAGCUUUCUGCUCGCUGGAUUUUUACAGUUCUGUUAUAAGGUUGACAUUUUGAUCAGAAUUCUAGUAAGGCGAACGGUACACUAGCGAAAGCGUCAGUGGCCGGACAUGCUUAGCAGAUAUAGUGGUACUUAACAGUUCCACAUCCCGUACCUGAUUAUGUACCUCAACCAUAUCGGUCAACUUGCAAGUAACAGAAAUUAUGACUCCUCCUCCUUGGCUUGGUCUACCUCUGCUGAAUCACUGAUAUACUGUAAGCGAUAUUUCCGAAUCUGCGAUACAUUCAGAAAGUCAUAAUGCCUGGUUUAAUCUCACCAACUGUCUCCUAGUUUGUCGAGUUUCUUGAACGAGCUUUGUACAUUUGCGGAAAUAAUCCGAACUGAUGAUUACAUCGGAGAGACCCAUCCUUCAGUGUGGCAGGUUUGGACCACAGAAAAGACUUCUUGGUCUGUGUUAUUUAGCCAUUUUUGAUUUUUAGCUCUUUGUCUCUUCUGCCAGUUAUCUCCUAUAAUUCUGUUCUCAGUUACCCAAUUUUCAACCAUUUCCGUGGUUCGUAGUUCGGCUGUAAAAUCUUCUUUUUGCGAGCUCCGUAAGGCCAUCAUUCAUUCUACAGGAGCACUUUCUGGGCUUUGUUUUCUAAAAUAACUAUUAGAGGUCUAGCGAGAUGUUUGCAGGUCACGAUCUGAGACUGCUUUGCCUAGUCAGAAGGCUUUUUACGGUGACGAUUUCUCCAUCAUUCUGGAGGGUACUGGUGUAUACAUGACGAAGGUCCAGAUCACGUAUCAUCCGUUCCUUCAGAACGCAAGACGUGGAAUCUGGGCACCCCAUAAUAAGUAUUUUGCUAAAAAAAAUUACGGAUGCACUCUUUACUGCCUCGUCCGCGCUAGGACGAUAUUUUGUCGCUGUGGUACUCCUGCGGAUGAUGGCGCACAGACGUUAGACGGAUUUUCAUCAAACGUUGGGGCUGUAGAAUCUAAAUUUUCGUAUUAGGCCCUGGCUUCGGCGUGGAAACCUCCACAGCCAUUUCCCUCCAUCAAUGUACUUAACGGAGAGUUGCCAUGCCCUCUUUCCUAAACGGACUGUUUAAGGCCAACUGAGUUUGCCUUGUGAUGAAGUGGACUGACAGCAUCCUCCUCCAAAAUAAGGGCGAGGCUUUCUUGUGUUUUCUAACAGAUCUUAAGGGUUUAGUCCUGGCUUUCCCAUUUUGGCGCUUAAUGAUUUCGUAAAUUAAUUGCCGUAGCAAGUGGUGAAACAUGACUUAUUUUUGCUGCAUUGGCUUCAAAUGCCACGUUAUUCACUGAAACUGGGUUUUCUGGAGUUUCAGCAGGCGACAUAGCCCCUUCCUCUACUUGAUUGCUUUGAGUUUUCCACGACUGUGCCUUCAUUAGUAGGAUAUUCGUCGGUUGUCGGUCGGAAAGUUGACGAACUAUUACGGGGCUUAUGCUACUGUGCUUCUAACUAGCCAGAAUUGUCAGUCAGGAGGGUCCGUUUCUCCUCUAGCGCGCGGAGUCGCCUGUUGAUUUCCUCUCAGCCCACAUAAAGACGGGCUGGCGGGGAGUCGGUCCCAUGUGUCCUUCAGCAUUCAAUGUCGUCUGGGAGUACACUGGUCCUUAUUUCCUAUCGUGUCUAUUAGAGUUUACUGUGCUUAAACCCCUUGGGGCCUAAUGAUCCCAACGAAUCUUUUUCACAAGAAACUGUUAGUGAAUUAAAAACCCUUAUUAGCUGCUGAAUAUUCGUGCAUGAAACUCCGACCGGGUAACAUUCGCUGAUUCUGUCUGCAUGGUUGGCCAUUUUCUCUAAAAAUUUGCUGGUGUCCAGCACGGCCAAGACCGGUUGCUUGGGAAUGGGCAACUCAUUUAACCAGAUUUCUAAAAAGAUUCCGUCGUCCAAAUGACGGCCGACGAGCAACGAAUGCAUUUGCCGCAUAAGUUGCCAAGGUGUUCAGUCGUCGACUUCCAGCUGCGUAAACAGUUCCCGCAUCAUGGGUUGGCUGAUUUAGCUGCACGCUGAGUCCCAGUGUCAUUGAAAUGAGUAUACGGUAUGGCGGCAGGAAUCGGGUCCAGGAGGUCCUUGACAUCAACGUUGACAUCUAAUGGGAGACUGCGUCACGCACAUGAAGCGCGUACGUUCACUAGUGAUACGGCUCGUCAUGAAAAAGCCCCAAUCUCCUGAAACCAUACACGGGCUUGAUCGGCGUAAAUGGGGGAAAUUUAAAGGAGAAGGUGUUAACGUCCUGAUAGUCUGCCAUGCGAUCUAUUUACAGGAAUAACUUAACUCUAAGUGGUAGACGUUGCGCUUCCUACAAAAAAAUAACGACGACUAAUGUGUAAAGGAAAAAUGGUUAAGGUAGAUAAUCAUACAGACUUAUUGCAGAUAGGCUGGGCCGCGAGUAAGACACCGGCUGCCAUGAUCUUCCGGUCCGGUCCCGAAUGAAAAGCGAAGGCGGACGCCAGUGGGUAGAAUGAUAUAUUCCGUAAAUAAUAACUGUAUAAAAAGUUGGAGAGAGUUAGCAGCCUAACGAGAGCACACUCGGCGUCGGUUAAGUGGCGUCCCAAGUGUGUGAGGGAAUGCGCCAAAGCGUAUUAAGGCAGGACACGUCUGACUGGGCCUUGGGUUUAAUCGACCACUUGGAGAGCUGACUGGGCGUAUGCCAGACAACACUGGUUCGCAUGUCCAGACACUUGCGAGAGGCCCAGUGUUCUGGCAGAAGCUCGGAGUAGGACCACAACAAACUAACGAGAAACGAAACGCUCUCCAUUAUCAGUCGUUGUAAUGUAAAUGUGAUGAGUAAAGUACAGAAGGUUCCGAGCUAAAAUCAGUGACUGGACCUUGUUGCUUGAAUAAAUUGACAUCCAGCAAGAUACGUGUGAGAAAUAAAAUUGUUUCGUGGCAACUGACUAAAUAGGAUUGGGGUACAUGAGCGCAAUCAACGAAGCAAUACUACUAAGCAGAAGGCGGACACAAAAACACACAUUCAUUCAAGCCGAAAUCAGGUGUGCAUAAUUUGGGUUAUUAAAACAAAAUUACUAGAAAAUUGAGGUGUGCAUCAAAGUUUAAAGUGAAAAUUGGAAGCUGUACUAGACCUACAAAUUCAACAAGAAACGCAGACAUCGGAACUCACGUUAGUGUGAAACGUCCGUCCUCGAUGAGGGUUCUGUGGAUGAGAUCUCAUUUGCGUCCUUAGGGGCUGCUUGGGACGGAACGUCGGGUGCUGGAGCACUCUGCCCGGUCUGCAAAUAGUUGGGGUCGUCUUUCUAAGUAUUCAUAAUCGAAUAUCAACCUUCAGGCACACAAUAGGACGCGUAAUAUACCAAGGUUUAUCUUAUUAGGGGAGAAAAUAACGUGGAACGAGGAGCAGAAGGAGGGGAUCGAUUAAUCCAACAAAACGAUAACUUCAGUUAUUCGGGGAAGGUGGAGUUGGGAGCUGCCAUCGGUGAGGGGGAAUCGUUUUCUUCGCGCGCCUCGACAGGAAAACGGAAGAAAAACAGGUACCGUCCAGACACCAGGCACACUUGCUCUCAAUUAAGUCCAUUGUCCCUCAAAAAAACCGUUCAUUUAUGUCCGCUACAAGUGUUUAACCAAUCCGCAGAUUGCCUGCGGGAUCAUUCUGCAAAAUUGUCAGUUAGUCCCAUUGAAACGAGUCCUUAAAAACGCGAUAUGCGGACGGAUUUCAGGGUGCUGAAUAGUGAUUGGUUGAACAUCUUUAUGCGAGCCGCGACAGCUUCUUAGACUAGUCUUGAGUUUAGAUUGUGUCAAAUUAUGUUUGAUUGGUAAUUCCAAUCACUGAGCGACCCGGAAGACGUCAUUAAGAAAACCGGUCAAGUGAGAAACAAGUGGUCAAAGAAGAAGUUAUUGUUCAGUUGCUAGCUUCGAAAGUGUCACGCGGCUCACCCACAACUUAGUGAGUUAUUUAGAAUAGUAAGCUAGCUAGACGGCUACUUAGAAUAGUCAGUUAGUCCGUUUUUCAGUUAGUUAGUCUAGUAAGAGAGUUAGUUUUCAUAGUGCUGUGAGUACAGUUAGUAUGCAGUCAUUCGCUGGAAAAUCUUCUCUAACUUUGCCCGAAAUUUAGAUUUUUCACGAUUUUUGGCUUCCAGUGGUCCGUCCGGGUUAGAUAUGGCGAUGAGGAUGUACCAAUCACUUAACUUAUAUAACUGGUGAAUUUACGACAAACGAUCGAUAUUAACGAUAGUCAGUUAGAAAUGCCUUUAAUUAAAGGCACUUUGUUACCGUAUAAUUACUUUGAUUACCGUAUUUUUCUGAUUUUCUAGCAUGUUAUACUUUGCCGUUUAUUUGUUUUAACUGACUAAAGUUUUAUUUGCCCAUUUACGUUUUGGUUUUUGGGGUUGCGCGCUCCAUUAGACUUCAUCCGCAAGUGCGUUGGUCAACAAAUCCCCCCAUUGGACGUUCCGGUAACUUUUUAACUUCGUUAUUUCAGUCCUUUUGCAUUGGAUAGUAAACGUGUAGUGGGUUCCCGCAAUACGUUUGAGGGUCAAUCUAUUGAUAACUAUUUAGGCAGGAAUUUUCGUGUAUCUCGUAAAAAUUAGACAACGGUAUAAACUGAAGCAGAGAGCAGUUGAUAGCACACGCCGCACGCGAUACGCAAGCAAUAAUGGCGAAGAGCAUGCGGCGUGGGAGCACUGAUAGCUACAGCGCGCCAGUCAAUGACUGUGAGAAAUCGAUAAACUCGCCUAUCAAUCAGGUGACGAGAUAGCCCAAUCGCGAGAUUUCCGCGAUAAGUGUAAUAUCCGAUUUACCUGAAGGUUUAGUCUUGUCUGUAAUGAGACCUUUGGAGGGCGGUUGGGGUUGCCCGUCUGAAUGGGUCAUAGUAGACAUAUCCAUUUCGGUUCUGCCUUGCAUGUGCUGUUUGCAAGUUCGACCACACGGAUUCCAACAGACAAUACCAUAAUUGAACUGUAAAUAACGCAACGUUUAUUAAAUCGAAGAUUGGGAACGGGACGAAUCGUGGGUUGGGCAUAUCUUCUGGUUUUACCUACUCCAUUGUCGUUCCCCCCUUUAUCAUUUGACCCCCAACCCACGAUUCGUCCCGUCCCCAAUCAAUUUAAUAAACGUUGCGUUAUUGACAGUUCAGUUUUGAUAUUGUCUGUUGGAAUCCUAGUGGCCGGACUUACAAACACCCCGUGCAAGGCAGAACCGUAAUGGAUAUGUCUACUAUGACCCCUUCAGACGAGCAACCCCACCACCCUCCAAAGUUCUCGUUACAGAGGAGACUAAACCUUCAGGUAACUCGGGUAUUACAAAGAGUGCAUCAGGUAGCUGUUCAAUGUUACUACGGGUAAUUGUUAUCUAGCUAACAUAUAUUAGCUGGAUAACAACAGAACUCAGCAUAAUUGUCAGUAAAAAACCACAAAGUAAUAAAACAUAGGCAAAUACGAGUUAGGAAGGCAAUGAGAUCGUUGAGGCAGGCACGGCGUGCGCACUGCAGCGUGAGAGGGCAAAAUGUGGCGCCGGGGAGAGCGUGAGAAAUGUCGACCGCCGAAGCAGCUGCAAUUAUACGCGGCCGUUCGCACCCUUCGUGAUCCCAGCGCAGUCGACCCAACAACCAGUUAAAUCACGAGGUCGCUGGAGACUCAUUACCCUCAUCGUGUACACCAGCUCGCGGCAAGCUCGCUUGCUGUUAGGUCAUCUUUUGCCGCGUUUGAGUCGAUGGCGACGGGAUUCAGAAAAGUCGCGAUGAGUGUGACCCCUGGGCAUGGGAUGUGGCUAGUUUUUUGACUCCGCCCUGGGUGCGAAGAUUCGCCAUACGGCGCUAUGCCUGACUUUGCUAUAGCGGCGAUUUGCUGUAAAGGCGCCUUCGCCAUACGGCAGACUGGACGCUUUUCACCGCUCACCCCUACCUCAAACUCCCUCAGUUCAUGAAUUUCGGUGUCCACGGAGUUACCUUACGUGAAUGCAUUUUUAUUUUUUCGGUUUUGAUAUUUUAUUGCGCAAAUAUUUAUUACGAAACGUAAUCAGGGCAGCAGAUCCGAUCGUCCCGACACAGUCUGUAACAGGAAGAAGGGGCCCGUGUUUGGCUCUAAACAAAAAGAGUACAUUUGGAAAAUUUUAGAACUGACCAUUAAAUUGAGGCGUAAAAGUCGGCCUAACACGUUGUUGUGCGCAUUCAACGACAUCCUCAGAAACCUGGUGGAGGCGAUUCGAGUUCAUAUAUCAGCGGAACUGCCACUGUUUCAUUGGCCGGAUGAAUACGCGGUUGGAAACGGUUAAAACUGUAGUCGAGCGUAUCUCUAACCCCUCAGUCUUCUAUCUGCGGAGUAGGUGUGCCAAUUGACCUAAAUUCGCUCAGGGGUCAGCCGCUAACUGACUACGAUCGAAGGCAAUCAUUCCUGAUGCGGUGAGUCUGUAGUGUAUAGCUGGCUGAAGCAGGCAUACUUCCCAUAGGUUGCAUUCACAUUUUGCGUGAUGCAUCACUCGCUCACGUCAACCGUGGGUGUGGAGCGGGACCCCAUUCUGUUGUGAUCUACGUCAUCCAUGCCCUCGUUGACCGCGGUGUUAAUUGGUGGUCAGGACGGUUUCAUGCCUUCAUCGUCUUCUUUUAAAUUGAUUUGCAACACCAUAGGAAGGGGGAGGAGCAAGUAAGUCUACAUGGCUGUUGACCCAGGGGUUAGUGGAUAUCCCCGUUUCUUGCACUAGAAUGGAUGUGUGCUCGUCGCCAUGUCCCAUGAUCCGAAAGUAACUGAAAUUGUUGAUAUGUCCCCGUAGCGCGGCACGAGUUAUCACGUCCGACUUUCGGUCUUACCUCCGAACAGCCAGCUAUGUUCAUGCAUUCGUAGACAUCGGCUGACUUCUCCUAUAUUAUUUUCUUGUCCACAGCUGCGCUGAAGUCAAUGUACAACGACCGAUCCCUCUUGGUUAUCUGUAAACACCGGGAAGACAAAAUCGUUUUCGAGCUGCAUCCCUGACCAAGAGAAGGCGCUCCCGGAUUAGUAACUAUGAACUGCAAGAAGUAGACUAUUUGAGAUACCUCAAGCCGAGAGUUCUGCCGAAUUGACAAAGUUGUCUCCAGAAUCGCUACCGUCUGCCGGAUUUUUUCAAUCCUUAGAUAGUGUCUAUAGACUCGACGCGACAUCUUCAUCGCCUCAAAGAUUUGCGCGUCCCGUCCAUCUGUACGGCUAUGAAGGUUGAGCUGUGCGCGUGAAAGAUGAGCGAAAACUGGGGGUAUCUGACCAACACUGCUCGGAGUGAAGUACUCUGAUUUCAUCUCAAGUGAGACAGUCCGCACUCUCUGCGGCAACAUCCCAAUGAUAUGCCAGGCCUUCAUAGAAAGGCGACUGAAGUUGUUUAGGCAUGUUCUUAUCCACCCCAUGGGCUCAGUUCUGUUACUCUCGACCCGGCGCCGUUUUCCGUAUGGAGGCAUCGAAGAGGGGAUCAAAUCAAGACCUAGUGUGACACGGUUAAUCACGACAUGUAUAUGGUUCUUGGGCCUUUGGUAUUAGAUCUCCGUCCCUGGAGGAGAUAAUGGUUCGCGCUCUUUAGAUCCCCUGCCGCAGCUUAUCACACAUGGAGAGGCACAGUCCGUAAUACAAUAGAGGCUGGCUGGAUCAGACAUGAUCACAGCAGUACCAGGUACAAGCAGGGAAUGGGGAUCCGCUUCGCACCCAUAGUAGCUCCGGGCGAUCUAUACAGCAGGCAAAAUGUGCAUGCGACCAGUGCGCCUACUCCGUACAGGACUCGAUGCUCUGAGGUUGAGUAUCCGAAGUGGAAGCCGAAAAGCCAGGAUGAAACUAAACCCAGUCUCACUGAAGAUCUUGUCUGUUUCUUCAGCGGUCGAAGGAGCUUAAUUCUUCCAUACACCCCAGUGGGUGAGGAUUUACCACCGUGAAAAAAGCACUUUACCGAGUUUCUCAUUCUCGCCGUCUCUGGCUUCACUCCGAGCACCACGGUCUUAGCUUCGGCGGGGUUGAUGUCCCCUCGUACUCUUGACCCUGUGCCAUGGUAUAUUAGUUAGGAUUGCAGCUUACCUUACGUUUCCAUAACAGCAAGGUUAGGAAACUUCCCCCUGCGUCAUUUCUGUGUGUGAAGGAGAUACUUUGGUAAGUGUGGCACACAAAACCUGUUCUGUAAGAUCGUAGCAGUGUCUUGCUGUAUUUUGUUGAUUAAGUGAAACAGUUCAGGAAGUCAUGACUGCAGAGUCACCAACCUGCUGGCCGCCUCUGAGAACCCCUUUGUUAGCUUCCGCCGGAACCAUUUCCGCCCAUCCUGGAGUGUAUGCACAAGAACAGGCAAAGGCUAUCUUUGCCCUGGCAGCGGCUUCGUCGACCUGAUUUUCACCCGACAACGGAUCGAGACUAAACCAGAAAUGAAUCUCCUGAGGGGUUCCUUCCGAUUCCACUCAUCAAGUUCUGACCAAUCUAUAAACUUCAGAAAAGUUGUUUCUCUCACCAGGGGUAUAUCGCUUCUCUCCUGAAUUGUUAAGAGGUCCUUUGCGUGAUUCGCAAAUAGAAUCAUCCAGUGGACUCUGGAAAUUAAUGGCGAGCUCUGAAGAGCAUAAAUUCAACCGAUUUGUGGUAUGAGAUCACGGGAGCCAAAAUUUGUCUGAAGAGUAAGCAUUUCGUUGUCAGUUAUUGCACGCUACAGUGCUGUAUUCAUCCACCUGUUUCCUUUUCACUGUGCUUUUCUAUGCGGUUGUCCUUAUGGAUUCAAGGCCUUUCGUUUUUGAGCGUGCCUAGGCUGAUUAAUAGUAUACUUUGUAAAAACUUAACCAAUUAUUGGCUACAUCGUUCUCAGGUUAUCUGAAUUUUGCAUGAAGCUAAGGACAGCAACGUCGAGAUCACUUUCGGUGACAUUAUUCUGUAGAAUGUUUCCCUCCUGCCCUGUUUGUCUUGGGGUGACCGACUGCCUUGUCUAUCACUGUUCCUCCGUGCUGCCGAUUAGACGGCGAAGGGCAAUAGCUCGCAGUAAAAAUCGCAUGCAGUAUGUUCUGUCUUUGACGGAAGUCUCGGUAGUAUCUCCGCGGGGUUAAACUAGAGGCAGCGUUAAGUUACGGAAGUUAUCGUCAAGGUGACCGUGCACUACGACUAUUAAACAUGACCUCGAUGCGCUGUUGACCGUUAUAAGCUAACAAGGCCCAGCCGGUGUUUUUGAAGAAGUCACUGUUUCCGAUCUUUUGAAAAUCUGUCAAUCGACCUAGGAGGAGACUACUUUCUGACGUACCUCCCAGAAUUCGUUGUAUGAAUUGAACUAUCACGUUUAUAGUCAUUCGAGUGACCAGGCGUGGUUAGGUUAAACCAGAAGAGGAUGUCCAACCCGAUAUUUUUCAGUGUUCAGGAUCUGAACCGAGGGAGACUUAACCGAAGAUCGCAAAGCGUAGUUUGCAAUCUUCUCAACGUUGGAGCUGGCUUAGCCAGUACUUUUGUCACCCUUAACUAGUCAACAGUCCAAAAAGGUAUAUCUAAAUCUUGAACAAGUUGACAUCUUGGCUAUGAGUCCGGAUUAAAUAAACAGGUAGCUUGUCUUCACAUAGUUAUGGGCUGUCAGAAAUAGGUAUAACUGGCAGUUUGACGUCAACUUUCCGACGUCUGGUGCCCGAAAUGUCUUUGCUCCCUAUGCCGCAUUUUCCGUAAGCUACGCGACCGUAAACACCCACGUCAUGACCAUAUUUGCUUUAUACACGUCAACACGGACUGACAACUGUUUAGGCAAUACCAGAUGAUUUCGAAGACUGCAGGCGUUUAUAUAUGUGUAUCGAACCAGGUGAGACGUCUUGCCGAGCUAUCUCAACACGGAAAUCCCCGUCACUCGGGCCGUCAGGCCAUAGAAUUCUUAAGACAGUAUUACCUGUUUUUAUGGGAAAAUUACCCUAACAAGCCUAUAUUAAGAUUCAUCGUGGGAUACUUUAUACCAGGACAGAGAUUAUGCUUUAUUCUGUUAUUUUAAAGCUUCCGGAUAGCUUUGGAAUUGGUAGAUUAUUCAUGAAAAUACUUCCUAGUGGACACGAACGGUCCGCAGAUCAAUGAGGAAACGAGUUUUUCCACAGAUCCAACCUUAUUUACGCAGGUUUAUCUACCGUGUCAUCUUUUUACCUUAACGACAGUCGAACUUUUUGUCGUAGUGAAUGUGCCUUCACGAUCGCGAACCCGCGCGUGCAUAUCUCCUCUGUAUUUCAAGAUUCAACUAGCGUUAUCCUCUUGGAGGAAAAAAGCUAUCUGCCCUAGUUCAACGCACAAAUGACCAGGUGUAGGUGCUAUACAUCAGACUGUAUUCGAACGUCACCGGCAUAUUUUUCCAGGCCAUUCUCAUUUUAAGCUUAUCGCACUACUUGAAAGCUCUCCUAAGAAGUGCACUUCUUCAGCAGCACAGUUUUCACAGUUUCUGUUUUAAAGGUAUUCAGUUAAAUGCCCGCUUUUAUCUCCUGAUUCCUAAAGCACUCUUUUAUUGCACUUUCUGCCCUAGACCCGAAUGUGGUUCAAUAGUGUUAGCCGUCAGGUACGCUGCGUGUUCGCCACACAGGUCCUCUUCAUUAUUGAUUUGGUGGCCACCGGCAGCCUGGUUAUCGCCGCAUCAGCCCUAGAACUGUAUAACAUUCUCUGGAGUUGUCCUGUCCUCAACAUCUACUACGCCGUUUCUUGGCUCAGCCUCGUACUUGGAAGUCUUAAGUUAUUGCUUGGACUAAGUGGAGCCCUGUUCCUCGCCAUCCAGCCGAGCUGUGUGGAUCCCAAGCUCUCCACCGUGGUCCUCGUUGGCCCCAAAGGUAAUCUCGGCCAGAUUGAUGCGCCUCAUUACCAACAUCGCCUUCGGUCCACAUCAACACCCGUCCACCCUUCAACCCAGCUCUGGACGUUGAGAUUGAAUCAGUCUCGUCAUUCCUCCUCUGCAGCUACUGGUGACGGUUUAUGUAGCGUUUGCAGACGGGGCUGCUGUUCCAGCUUAGGCUGGCUGAGACCCUGCGGUCUCCUUCUGGCCCUGAUCAUUGUUGGCGAACUAGUGGCUGUAUUUCUCACGGCAGGUUUUGAAACUCGGGCACUCAAUCCCAUCUCAGGUAUUCACAGCCAAAUGCAAAGCAUGUUUGUGGAGGCCAAGGCGGACUUACUAACAUCACGUCGGACCCUUGAGCCUGCCACCGACUGUUGGGAGACGCUCGAAAGGGACUUUCAGUGUUGUGGGGCUACAGGGUAUAAGGAUUGGCUGGUUGAACCAAGUCCAACUCAACCCACCACCGAUUCAAUUGCCAAUUUAACGGGUGAGUCACCGCGAGUGAAUAACUCCGACGAUGCGAGUUUUUUUUGCGAGAGGGAGAGGAAUGCGCUUUAUUUUGAAAUCAUAUGUUCAAAAUUUUCAGCAAACAGUUGGCUCCAUUCACUAUGGGCUGUAAAUAAGUUAAUAGAUUAUUCAAGAGUCAAAGUUUAACACAAAGAAACGAUUAUUAUGGGGAUAGUUCAAGUCUCAUGCGAAAGUGUGCCCACUAUCAAGAGUGUGCAUGGCCAUUUGAGACAAGUGGUCUCGCCUCUUAACUGCCAGUUGAUGUUCGUGGAUGCGUGUAGAGGCAAAUUUUCCCGUUUGGCGAGACCACUUGUCUCAAAUGGCCGUGCACACGGGGGAACGUCGGGGAAUCGACGUCGAAAAUUUGCUCAACAAAGUUUUCUCCUUUUCCCAAAGAACGUAUUUGCUUUCAAAUCAUAUUUCUUGGCAUGCCUGCAUUCCAAUUCAUAUGUACAUUUAUGUAUGGAUAUAGGCAAAAAUUCUGACCCCAGGUGUUAAGCUGAAAGAGGAAGAUAAGGCGAUCUCUGGGGAAGGUUUAUUCAUCCGACGUUUCGUACUUGUGCUCCAGCACAUCAUCGGAGAUAGACCAAGUGAGAAAUGCACGGUUUAAAUAGGCCAUCCGCGCUCGCACCGGAUAGGUUCGUCCUGCUCUCUUCCGGUUGGCCCUCCUCUCGCACGCAAAUGGUGCCUGAUGGCCUCGUAUGGCGCUGGUAAAUCAAUACUACGGUUGAUCGAGUUGGCGUCUGAUUUCCAGGCCUCGACUACUUCCCUCGCCAGUUUGCUUUCGUCUCGGACGAGCACUUGGACGCCGUCAGAGUCGAACUUGUGAUUAUUUUCCAGACAGUGCAUGACGACACACGAUCGUACAUCCUUUCGCCUUAUGGCCAGAGUGCUCAUGCAUGCGCGUUCCUAGGCGUUUGUCGGUCAUACCACAGUAGUUGGCUAGACAGUCUAGACAUUUGCCGUGGUAAAUGACGCCUGACGUGUCUGCGGGUGGUAGCUCGCCCUUGGGCUUCAUGAUUAAGCGGCGGAUGGUGGCCUCCGGCCGGUGUCCAACGCCCACGCUUAGCGGUCCUAGCACGCGCUCAGUGGCUUCGGAGACGUUACUCACGUAGGGUAAAACAUGGAAGAUUUCUGGUCUUUGUUUCUUCUCCCCGUCGGUCUUCGUGUGCCUUCGGCACAAGCAUUUGUUUACAUAACUGCGUGGAUAUCCAUUGGCAAGGAAGAGGCGCCAUAGGGUUUUACGCUUCCGCAGCUUUUCGGCUUCUGUGCUGCAGUGUGUGUGGAUGCGGCGAAGAAGUGUCCGGACACAACUGCGCUUAUGCGACAGGGGAUGGUUGCUGUUGUAAUGAAGAAUUUUCUCCGUGUCUGUCGCCUUUCGAAAGACACCAGUCUGGAGGGUUCCGUCUUCCUGCCUUGAUACCUGGACGUCGAGAAAAGGGAUCACUCCGUUAUUUUCUUCCUUCAUGGUAAAUUGGACUUGUGGAGAAACCGGGUCCGAUUCCCUUUUAAAGUUGUAUUUCGCGUCUCGGUGUAGGAUGUCAAAGGUGCCGUCUAUGUAGCGCAUCCAGAAUUUCGGCUUGUAUGUCUGGAAGACCCGAGUUUCCAGUUCCUGCAAGACCGCCUCGGCCAGGUACCGGGGGAUUAAGGACCCCAUUGGGUCUUCCUGGAUUUGCUCGUAAAUUUGACCAUUAAAUGUGAAGUGCGUGCGUAAACAGUAGUCCGGUAGUUUAAUCGCGUGCCUCCGCUUAAAAGAUUUUCCUUCUUCGUCGUACCUUCUCUUCAGCAGGUCAUCGAGAACUCUCAUGGCCAAUUCUUUAGGGAUGGAGGUGAAUAGAGUGACGACGUCAAAAGAUACCAUUAUUUCGUCGGGGGCUAUUAUGACGCCUUCGAGUCUUCCCAGGAAGUGUGUUGACGAUACGGCUGUUUUCUGAGCGGUCCAUCAGCUUCUUCAAUGUUUGGCAAGCCAUUUAGCCAGCCCAUAUGUGGGCGUGCCUUCCAGCGCCACAAUGGGCUGUAGGGGAACAGUUGGCUUGUGGAUUUUUGGCAAGCCAUAAAAGCGCGCUAAGGGCGCAUCUUGUAGUUUCAUCUGUCUCUAAUCCUUUUCGCAUAUUGCCUUUCGGCUCCUCAUCUGGUUCUCAUUUGGCCUGUCUCCGAUGAUGUGCUCGAGCACGAGUACGAAGCGUCGGAUGAAUAAACCUUCCCCAGGGAUCGCCUUAUCUUCCUCUUCCACAUAUAUAAAUACAAAUAUUCCGAAUGACAGAGAACACGCGCGGCCCAGGUAAUUGAAUAGAAGAAGACGGGAAGGCGAUCGCUAGGACUCACGCGAGCCCAUCGUCAAGGAAUGAAAAAACUGUACAACUCAUCGUGUAUUUAACUCAGCUCUGCCGGUGGUGACCUCUAGCUGCGCUGCUGAUUUGUUCACGCAGUACUUGAUAGGCGAUUGGCAGAUCGAUAUGUCGAUUAAUCGAGUCCUCAGUUGACUGCCACGCUUCCUGCAGUAGGCGAGCAACUCGGUCGUCCGACUGGCCAAAUAUUCUCUCACGCUCUGAAAGUCGAAGUCGUGUCCUGGCGAGGAGGCGGUGGCGGCUACCAAGGAGAGUUUAUCCUUCCGUCUCACAGCCAACUCGUGUUCGUACAAUCUCGUGCGUACCUGUUUGCCGGUUUCACCAACAUAAUUGGCUUGACCACAACUGCAGUCUGUCCGGUAAAUGACCCCGAUUUCUGAUUGAUGGGAAUCGGGUCCUUAGAGUGCAUGAGUUGCCGGCGUAUUGUUGCCUCAGGUCUGUGAGCGACACCAAUCCCAAAUUCGCUCAUCAGUCUAGCGAAUUCUUCAGACACUCCGGCAGAGGUGAGCUAAGUACACGAUGAGUUGUACAGUUUUUUCAUUCUUUGACGAUGGGCUCGCGUGAGAGUUCGAAACGUCGGAUAAACAAACAAUUGGUCCCAGCUAUCGCCUUCCCGUCUUCUUCUAAAUAUAUAUUUCUUUCGAAUUAUGAUUCUUGGGAUGCCUGUUUUCAAAAUAUAUAUAUAUAUAUAUAUAUAUAUAUAUAUGAGAAGAAAUGGCGAUCUCAGGAACCCUAGUUUUACUGUCCUGACGUUUCAAAAGCAAACAAGCUUCCAUCGUCGGAGGUGAGUGUGGUAUCGCGCCUAUGGUUCCCGAGAUCGCCUUUUCUUCUCAUUUAUGUUCGGGGACGCGCAUCUUCGCUUCUAUUAUAUAUAUGUAUACAUUUGUUAUUUAUGAUAGUUCCUAACUUUCCGUUUCUUUCCUUAAAUCCGUCCUCAGCGUCGACACCAUCGGCAGAGCACCAUCCCGACGCCGUUAUCAGUUUUUUGCUAUCUCGCUGCAGCUGCUUCUCUAAUCCAUCAAGUUUUCGUGAAGGCAACUGUUUUAACGUGACUCUGAUGAUUGAACCGAACAAUACGAAGUUUACUUUGCCCCUCUUCUCAAGGAGUUGUUCUCAGGUCAUAACAGAUAUCGUCCUUCGCGGUCUUACCGGUAAGACCCCUCAUUUGUAUCACACGGUUGUUAAAGAUUGCGUUUUCUCCGUAGACCCCUUUUUCUUCACCCGUUUUUGCGUUCUCUUUAGUCAUAUUUUCUUCCGUUAUUUAUUUUCCUCCCAUGUUAACGUAUUUCACAGUCGGUCUUCUCUUUCCACGAUCCUUUUUUAGCUCUCUUGUAUACUUUUGGUCUCUUUCUAACCUCUUCCACCACACGCAUGUCGUCCACCGGCAGUUGGUUUUGCCUGUUUGACGUAUGCAGAAUAAGGCAUUUAUGGGCCACGCCUAUAUGUGCAUACUCUGCUACAUGCCUUCCGGUCAGGCUUACAUUGUUUACAAAUACUAGAGCCUUAGUGAUGAUGCUAGGUUGCCCGUCAUAAUCGACGAUAAGCACGUUCACCAGACGAAGCUUGUUUUCCAAGGGGUGAGUAGAAAGCUUUGGUGGACCGUGCUAACCUGGGAACGGAUGUGCCCAAAUAAAAUUUUAUUAGCUCUGUUGAGUGAGAAUAAAUUGGGGUCUUUUACUAUUGUUAGUUUUAAAGGACAGCAGGCAGUGAUUGCAGGUGAUUAUCUGGCUGACUGUCAAGCAGGUGAGUUGGGUCUAACUGCGGAGCUACGGUAGACGGCAAGGCGAGAUUGGUAGUCCAUAGCAAUGUGCGUAGACCCAGGGUUCGCAACUGCCACGUUGGACGGUCAAUCCAUUAGAUCCAGAAUUGCGACCACAGGUGCCAAGGGAUAGGCGAUCUGCUCGUUGUUGGGUUGUGUGAGCCCGGCGGAUGGAGCGGUUCAAUCGGCGACAGCGGUAUGGGUGCGGAAUAUGCGUUCACAGCGUAGACAGGUGUGAAGGGGUUGGUCUGCUCUUAUGUCUUUCUACCUUGUAUCGUCAUUGGUGGUACUGCAGCGGAUGCGAAGGUGUCUCAUAAGGCCAUUGAGUGCCCUAAAUGUGUUUCAGCAACGAGAACAGGUUGUAAGGAGUUGAUCGCUGACAGUGUCCUUCCCCAGUUUUGCGUUUUUUUUCACUCCCCCUGGUCUCCUGUAUUCGAUUCGGUUCGAAGAUGAUUACGCUGUCCUUUAUGAGAGUUUACCACUUUUGCCGAUCCUGUACAGGGGUCUUUAGGUUAAUUCCCAGACAUCUGAGUAAGGCUUUGUGAUGUUUCUUCCCUCCUCGGAAUUGCUAACCCACCUGUAUCGGAAUCGCAAUAGAAGAGUCAUUUCGGCAGACGACAAUCUGAUAUCUCUACGGUCUGGCCGCUACGCCGAAGCUGAAUAUACAUCAGCAUUGCAAACAUAUUUGGUAUGUAAUUUGAUUCUAGGACCCAAGUACUCAAGGUCCGUUCGUACUCCGUCGCCUUUAAGAUCUUCCGAAGGCUGUUGGCGUGUUAGUGGUUCAGCUUCCUCCUUUGGUUGUGAUAGAUUCUUCAGGUCUCCGCACCAUAGAAGAGCGUUGUUGAGACGACUGCCGUGUACAUUCUCAGCAUGGUUUUGCGAUGGAUGCCACGACGAUUCCCCACCGAGGGGUGAAACUUACUGAAGACUUUACUGGCUUUGGAGAUCAGAGCUACAAUUUCGUCAUUUCUUAUGCUUUCGCAGACUGUGCGUCACAACUAGGAGUAUUGGCUAAAAGCAGCGGGGCGAUUUUCGUUGGCAGUAAUUGAGGCUUCCAUGUAUUCCGCGGUUGAUGUUUGGCAAAUGCUUUCUGCGUGUUAAUGCUUAAUCUGAGUUAGGCACACCCGGAGGAGAAGAGGCCCAGGCUCUACUACAUGUCUGACCGGGUUCUGUUGUUGGGUAUGGAAUCGUCGAUGAAGAAAAGGCCGUUCAUUCUGUCUUUGAAGAUUUCGGCAAAAGCGCGCACAUGAAGGAUGUUUAAGAGCCCCCCCCUCGUUUCAGUAGUUCAUGUCGGUGCCUAGCCAGUCGUCGUGUUAGGCCUUUUUCAUCCCUAAAAGCGGCGUGAGAUUGAAACAUGUUGGGGCGGGUAUGCGACCCCGCUUUAUUCCAUUUGUCAUCCUAAGUGCUUUUGAGACAGAUCCACUGUCGCGCCCCGUUAUGCAGAUAUCUGAUGAUCUGCGUGAAUCAUUUUGACCAUCCGGACUCUUUUACUAUCCCGGUUUACUGUGCCGAAGACCAUUGUGAUCUCAAAAAAAGUUGCGUAGAGGUUAGCCCUUGCCUCUUGAAAUCUUUCUUACAGUUGGCAAGCUGCGAAGAUCAUGUCACCUUUCUCGCAAUGUUUCCAGAAUACACCGUAAGUUAUCGGCGGAGGCCUUCCUUAGGUAUACAGUUAGGUUAAUGCGGAGAUUGCAGUCAAAGGUUUUACCAGCAGUACUUGGAGAGGUGAACAAGCGGUGAUGGUUGUAGACUCGUUAGUUGCCUUUUCGCUUGUGUACAGACAGACACUGAUGAUGUCAUUACAAUUGUGAGCUUUCGUGGUGUGCACGACCCUACACUAUAUCCAUUGCUUUUAUGACCGUUGUGGUCCCAUGUGAACUGAGCAGCGACGCAUUUGCGACUGCCGGGGGCCGUAGUCCGGUUUGAUGGACGCGAAUCGGUCUCUUAUCUGAGUUCGGUCGGCGUAUCCUUUGACCUCCUCAGUUUCGUGAGCCAGCCAGUUGCUUUACACCUUCCGCAAUAGCCUACAUCAGAUAGUGGAGUCUUGUAGUCGACAGAUCCAUGUUGUACUUGUCCUUCAUGCCGUCAGGAAUUGGUAUCGUCGACGCGUCACGACUGAUGACGGCCAUGAAUCUCUUCCGUUAGUGUCCAAACCGCAUUAUGCUGGUGUGGUCAUUGAUUCCGGGCGGUCGGUAGGACGGCUUCAGUCUCCGUUGACUUGAGGGCCUUAGUCUGAUUUGAUGGCCGUAAAGAAAUUCUUCAUCCCACCGCACCAAGCUUAUUCUUUGAAAUUUCCUUACCUGGAAUGCCAGUUCGCUGUUUUACAUUUCCCGCAGUACAUGUAGCAAUUUUCCUCGGCAUCUGAGGAAUGCGGCUUUGUUUGCGGAUGUCCUGUUAUUCACUCAAGUCCUAUAGAGAGUACUAUCGAAGUGCAGUCUCUGUAUUCCUCCGUUCUUAUCAUCAAAUAAGUCUUCAUAUUGUCGGUGUGCGGAUCCGUAAUUCAGCAAUUGUCAGACUUUGAGUCUCUGUGGAGGGAGUGCCGAUUACUGAUAGUUUCCAUAGAUGAGAUGUUGCAUUCAAAGCCAAGGCAGACCGGAAUGGCCAUCAUCAGCCAGUCAUACCCAACCCCAAGUGUGGAUCACUUGGGAUUCGAACCCAGGAUUUUUGGUCAUGGUGUUUGACGCUCUACCAUGGAGCCACAGGACCGUUGUCCUGUCGGUUGUGAUCGGGAAUAUCAGUUAUGACAGUGGGCCCUCACCGAUCAGGUUACGGAGCAUGCUUGCUGUACGACUGCGUGCGAGGGUUCUAGUAGGAGUCCCAAGGCACAACGGAAAGAGCAUGUUCCUUAACCUGAUCAGUGAGCGCCCACUGUCAUAAUUGAUAGUUUGGUUUUGGCAAGGGCGAUGCCAGUGUCUCAUUAGGAGUUUGUCCUACUGUUUUACCAACAUUUCCUUAUUUCGAGGACCGACUGUCACCUGUUCACGUUGUACUAAGCCGAUUCGCUGGCGGCCGCAGCUGUCCUUCUAGGUUUGCUGGCUGUUGCGUUGUCAUGGUGUAAACGUACAUUUAGAGGUUUCAGAGUGGAGGGCGUCACUGUUGGAGAUGGAUGCUGACGGGGUGGGACUGCACGGGUUACAGCUUUGUAGAUUCAAACAUGAGAGCCUCGUGCUUGGGGGGACGGAAGGGUGGCGUGCAGAGCAACCAUCUCGUGCACUCAGUACAUCUUGUUUCGGCGAUCGCAUCUUGAAUUCCAUCUAGAUACAAUGCUAAUCCAACAGAAUGGACUCUCCGGCGUUUACAGUGAACACAGUGAUACGGGCAAAGGUGUAAUGAGGUGCAUGGUUUUGGCGUUAUCAUCCCGGAAGUCGCUCACGUGCAGUAAUCCCUACUAGAAGUUUGCCCUGCCACAAAAUGAUCGUCCCAUUAACGAACAAAGGAACAGGAACACUUAAUAGGAGACUUGCUGAUUGAACUGCCUUCCGGUCAAGACGGGCAUUAUUAGAGGGUAGGCCACACGGAGGUGGCGCUGACCGGUGUAUUCUGACUGAGGGGAAGUAAUCGGGAAUUCCAUUCGGCCCUUAAGCCCCAGGCUAGGACCCUCGCAGGCUUUCUUGCCGUUAUCGAUCAGUUAGCCAUAGCCCAAUCCCAGGAUGGAACACUCCAGUGCUGUGCAACAGGGUUCUGUACUACUAGAGCUCCAGGACGGAACAAGAGGCCUUAAUUUUGUCUUGCGUCAGGACUAGACAGACGACGAAUAUUCUCAAUCGUUGGGCAUAGUUUUGGACCGUUGACACUGACGAAGGAGGCGUUUCCAAUCAAAACGCAAGUUCAAAACCAAGUCUGUUGGUAAUUCGUUGAGCCUCUUGGUCGCUUUCCGGCUCAAUGCGGUUGGUCGCGAAAAUUUUGUCGAAGUUUUGCUCAAUGCAACCCAGUCUGCUUUAGACUGCUUUAGACAUCACUAUCAUCGCUGAGAAUCUCUGUCAGUUCUUUGGCGGCCCUAAGAUGCAGCCAACUUCCCAAUCGACCACCGGCGCAUGUGGCGGCCAUGUCCAUGUACAACUGCAAUGCUGUGCGCCCUUUAGCGGCACCACACUGACCGCCAUCUGCUACCUUACAAAGUCCAUCCUCUACGUACCUCGCCUCGACUUGAUCGAACAACUUUAUUUGACCGCUAUUCAUUUCCGCGUUGUUUGCAGUCAGGUGCAGUUUCCUGCUGUGUCUUCGGAUCACAUCAGGGACAUUCUCCAACGGUUCGCUCCCGCGGUUAGAGCGUUAGCUUUGCUCAAGCCCUGCUCUUCUGUCGCGCGUAUUAAUCCCACCAAGGCAACAGAGUUUUUUUUAUCAAAUGGAUCAGUUUAGAGGAAGGUGAUACCACAGUAACAGCACAGGUACCAGCCAAAAGCCCAUACACGCGUGCCUCGCCGAUAUUCUGCCGCUGCAUGGCGCAGCUGCGAGGGGUUCGGCUCGUCAGUGGGUCCCCUAAAGUAUACUACCAGCUGCCUGUCGGCAGUUAAUGAAUAUUACGCGGUUACCCACUGUGGCUGAUAGACCUUGGCCCAAAUAUUCAUGUAUAAAACUCUCGGUCUGAGCCAUUAGAACUUGAAUAAACUGAUCAACUCCAACCUCGUAGAUAAUUUCUGAGGUUAAGCAUAUCUCACGUUAGCCGACAGGCAGGUAGUAGUAUAGUUUGCGGUAAGGUGAUAGCAUACUAACAGCAUGCAUAAAAUUCUCGGUCUGAGCCUAUAGACCUCGAAUAAACUGAUUUUCCCCAACUUCGUAGAAAAUUUCUGAGGAAAUAAAAGUGCGACAAAUGGGUCAGUUUAAUUAUGGUCAUAACAACGCAUAAGAGACAGCAGGAGCAUGACGAUAAUGGUCAUCUACUUUAUUUCCAGUCGUCAGUAUAAUAUGAAUAAGGUGGAUUUGUCCUACCUCUUUGCGGAGAAAGCUUAGCACUGUGGAGAAACACCCUACUUCAUUUUAUUCCUAAGAGGCACGUCAUGCUCUUUGGUUGUCUCGCGAUGCCAUGCGCACCCUCGCGUAGACGAGUUGGGCCCUUUUACUUAAGCAGGCAGGGGAAGAAGCAGCUAUUUCACGAGUAUUUGCGACCGUCAUCUAUUUCCAGUUGAAAUCGCUUCCAUUUCCGAUGCAACCUUUAGUCUCCUUGCCUUCAAACCCGAAAUAGCUAAAGGGCAGAGGCCGCUCGAGCCAACCUCACUAUUGCGCUUCCAAGUAGGGAGACGAAGAUGAAAUGAAAACUCUUCCGACGGCUUGCUGGCACAACUGUUGAUCGAAAGUGCAUUGGAGUGUUGCGUGACUUUGACGUGCGUCGUGCUCACGCAAAUUAGUCACUCCGUGGGCGCCACACAAGAACACGUGAUGAGGCGGCAAGCCAAUGACAACCUUUGAGCACGUGAGGUGCACUGGUGCAAGUGCUAAGGGGCCUGUGUGUGUAGUGUCGGCUCUUUUGUUGCCGCGGUGUGGCGGCUGCAAGCAGUCGUGGGACGCGUUACUACGUCACCUCCUAGACCUCCUUACUCCGAAGACAGUCAGUUAAUUAGAUCUCUUCAUAAUUCUGGAAUGGAUAUCACAGCCUCACGAAAGGCCAGUUUUCUCGAACUCCUUCGGGGGAUUUCAUAACUACCCUACUAUCAGGGACUUCAUUUGAUGCAUUACAUGCACUGUUUUCGAUGGCUGCCCGCGACCAUUGCCUUGAGCCCUAGAAAUUCCUUGUCGGUGAAGAGCGCACCCGAUCGGAAUGUCACUAGUUCUGCUUCGGACUGAGAGCGGAACAUCCUCAAUCCGUCGUAUUCGUCUGUGAAAGUUCACACCUAUCUCUGCAUUACGCCACGUGUUUUAGCAAAUAAACAGGAUGGUCCCAAGACGCCCGAAGUACUUGAUUAAGGAAAAGUCAAGUAACCAAACAUAAAUUUGUGUUGUUUGUCAUGUGUUCAGGUGGAAUACACAUACGCAAUAACGUAAUCGGCUUCAGCAUCCCAGAUCGUCCAAUUCCGAAUCAGUAGAUACGGCUUUGUUGAAAACUUGUCUGGCUACCCCCACCAAAAUCCUAACCAUCAACUUUGUUUACCUUGAACGCAGUGACGAAAGCAAAGGCCUAAAGAGGUGAUUAGCUUCAGUGUUAUUGGUUCGGGAGACAUAAUUAUAGGGUAAGCCGUAUGGAAGUGGCACUCACCGAUGUAUUCUGAUUUCAGGGUAGUAGUCGGAAAUUCUGUUAGAGCCUAAAGCACUAAGCCAAAGCCCUCGCAGACGGUCAUAACGACGAGCAGUCAGUAAGCUAGAUAUAUUAACUGACAGGACAAGGGAGGAUGGGAUGGCUACUUGUAGCCUAAAUGACGUCGUCGGGCAGUCAGCCAUACCCAGUCUCAGGAUGGAACACUCCCUCGAGGGUUCUGUACCACCAGAGCUGCAGGACAGAACAAAAUGUGUUAGUUUUGCCCUGUGUCUGGACCGGACCGGCGAGAGCCGCUGUGUUAUGGCCCUUAGUAUUCUGUCCUCGAUAGGAUUGGGUGUUUUGACAACGACAAAAAGGGCUCUGCUCAAACACGCAAGGUUUCAUGGUUUGGGCCGCCAGACGCUGGCAAAAAAAAUAAGAAACGGCUCCCACCAGUCCGCAUUGCUUUUGCACGUUUGAAUUUUUGAAUGACUUUAUUCACACAACACGGGCUUCUAGGCUAUUUUAGUUAUGCUUGUUCCCUUGCUGGCCGAGAAGCGAGUUUUCUAUUUAUCUUUUUUGAGUUGGAUUGAUAGGUGGUGCACAGACGCCUAGGUAUUUUCAGAAAUAAUUAGUCAACGAACGCCUGCCUUCUGUUUGUGAUUGAGGCCUAUUCUUUAGACACACAUCUCAAAUGUCGUUUAUCGCUGUGCGGGUAUAGUAUCCUAUGUGUGCCAUAUACAACCGAAAUGCCUGCAAUCUGGAAAACAAACAUGAACUUUACUUUCGCUUUGCGUUGGUUUAAUCUUCACUACUUUGAACUUAGUGUCAUCGUUUAAAGUCAUGCAUGGCAAGUCACAUGCGAGAUGUUAGAAUAUAGGCGUUUCUCCAAAUAAAUGAAGGAACAAUCAAGGCUUCAAAUUAAAGCCUGGGAAAGGAAAGAGAUAAGUCCCCAACUUCAAUUUCUCGAUCCGAAUAUCUAGGAAGAACGGAUAUUUUCGGUUAUGGAGAAAUCAGUAUGACCUCGUAGGUAUUUUCACACUUCAGGUGGCGACCCACAAAUGAUCGACAACUUAACUGGACAAUAAGCAUGGAGCACUUACCAAUUCACUGCUUAAACUUGAACAAUGAUGCAGUUACUUAUAAUUUGCUGAUUUCCGCUGGCCCGUGGUAGCACUCCACCCUGUGAGCACUAGGCCGACCUUCCUGUUCACACAAGUCAACAGCCGCUUGCGUCUUCUUCCUGUUUUGUCGGUACUGCUGGGGUUUGUAGUUGAAAGUGAACCUCUUACUUUCAUCUGAAACUUAGUAGACCUAGAUUUGUAUGAAAACAGAUGAAGCCGCUCCUUUUAGUUUUACAGGAAGGCUGUCAGCCCAAGCCUCAAAUAAGCAGCAGGGUUCACGAUAGCAGCUCGAUGCGCGGUGUCGCAGAUUUUCGGCAACUCAGCACAGCCGAGGCUUUGAGCACAGAAAUCCGGUCCUGUUUUACGACCCGCGCCGACGGAGAAUACAGUAACGAGUGGUCAUCACUAAAACAGCUGUCUAUGGGAUAGCUGAAAGGAUUCUUGGACACACCCAGCAGCGCCGCAGUUGUUGAAUCGGCGGAGGAACCUUGCAGCUGUCUGCCCAGACGUCUCGAACGAGGUCCCGCAACGAUGCUUCCUUCCGCCAGCUCCGGAAAUGACAGCAAAGUCGGCUAAGGAUGACCGUCUGAAACAGCGGCCUCCGUAGAUCAUGUCUCAAACGUUGGUGGCACUCAAAAACUCAAUUAACUUAUACGCCAAGUUAGUGGUAAACCCUCUGCACUGAAUGAGUGUGUUCGCGAUGCGAACGGCGGCUUUAUUUCUACCAAAUCGGCCAAGGCCAAUCGCUGACGUAAACACUUUCGCAACUUCGACGAGCAACCUAUCACGCCCUCGCUCUCCUCUGCAGCAGAGUUUUGUCCCUCUUCAGCUUUGCAGUGUCGUGAAAACCCCUUCUGAGGGAUAAGUUGCCAAUGCAAUACAGAGACUGUGCAACAACGAGGCACUCGAAGAGGCCGGUAUUCCUGAUGGACUUUACACGUCCUGUGUCGGCACACUGGCUCCCUACCUCCAUGCGCUGACUGAGUAAGCGUGGAGAGGUAAGGUCGUUCCUAACGAUUGCGGCUCAGACAGCCUUGUGUCUGUCUUCGAAAACGGACACAAGACAAAGUGCGAGAACUCCCGCGGCAUAAGCCUCAUCGACUUUGCUGGGAAGGCGUUUACUGUAGUCCUUGUCAGGCGAUUCCAGCCUCUGCGUGCCUGGGACAAGGCCCAACCACGUUGGAUUCUGUACUUGGCGUAGUUGCGGAGACCAGAUAUUCAUACCAAAGCGCAUUCUUGAAUUUCGUCCUGGUUAACAAUAACCGACGACCGUCUGCUCUUUGACUUUGCCGCUGCGUUCGACUCCGUCCAUCGUGGGUGUCCGCAACUUAAGCCGAUGAUAUCGCCUUGCUAGCCUCAAUAAGUGGUGAUCUGCAGUCUAUGGUGUCACGGGUGAAUGAAAUCGUUAAAUCCGUCGGUUUAUCCACAAACUCUGGGGAGGCCAGAUUGUUUUCGAGCUGCAUUCCUGAUCAGGAAAAGACACAACUCGGGAUUAAUAGGUGUUAGCUGGAAGUAGUAGACAGUUCCAAAUACUUCGGGAGAAGGGUUCAGUUUCAGUUUAUUUGAGGGAAAUAUGGGCGUUGAACCUUUGAACUCCCUAUUUGUUACAAGGAAGCGAACUAUAUCAAAAAUUUGAAAAUGGAAACAUCAAACGACUACAGAGUUUCUUUAGAUUGGCAAAGUUUUCGAAACCAGACAGAUGAACAAAUUGUUCCAAGAGUUAAAAACAUUAACGUUAGUAAAUGUGCUGUACAGUAGUCUGUCUAUGGAUAAUUGGUGUCAUCUUAGUUUCUGAGGGAGACUAAUUAAAUGCCUACACACACAUUCAACAGACAUGGGACUGUAAUAAAAAACAACCGUUACUGAAAUACAGGUAGUAAUGCAAUAACGUUAAUAAACUGUUCGAACGGAAUGCUAACACGAUGUUGGUCAGGUCACAUUAUGACGUUUAGUGGUACACUGGUCCAACUUGCGCUUAAAAGCCUCGACGGAGGUGGACAUGACGACCACCCACCCAACGUUCUGCGUAUUGCUGCCCUUAAUCCAGCGUCGUUUCUUAUCUAGAGGGGGUUAUCUCAAGACCUGGUGUGACAGUUCACCAAGACGUGUAGGUGGUCCUUGGGGCUUCGGUUUUAGAUCUCCGUCGCUGGGAUAGGGAAUGGGUUCAUCUCCUUAGAACUGCUGCCACAGAUUAUCACGCGUGGAGAGGUACAGUCUGCAACAUAAUCAAGGCCGGCUGAAUCAGGCGUUAUCACAGCCGCAUCAACUAUGAGUAGGAAGGAACAGUAGUGCGUAUAACGUGGGGGGAUUUUUUCGUCACAACCUCAACCUCGGUAAUAGCCAUGGGGAAAAACACUGAUCUUGCUGACUUCUUGCGACCGCAUGACGUCACUGCAUGCUUUAUCCUAUUUCGUCCCACAGCGACGUCUAUAGUACGGAUACCUUUCUAUGGUUUUAACUAGUAUCUGAACCCCUGCCAUUCGGAGUUUACCCAGUCGAUUAUUAUACUGACCACUUCGCCUGUCGUGAAUUAGCUCAGAAGGACCGUGCUGGUGUUUCCUACCAGCUGAUCGACCAAAAGUUUCUUGGGAAUAAAUGCGUUUAGUUAGACUUGUCUCUCUCGACGGUUCGUGCGCCCCGCCAUUUAGGAUCCGUCCAGCAGGCUUUCCACCAGAUUUUUUGAGGGGUGCUGGGUGUCUUCGAUCUUUUCUUUUGCAGCACUUUAAAAUUUCACACCAACCACUUUGAAGUUCUACCACUAACCCACCCUUCCCGUCAGCUGCUUGUCUGCACCAAGUUCGCGCACCAUAUCGCCUUUUACCAACGACACGAUUUGGUCUGAACUUUCGUCAGUGGCAGCAGCUUUUGUGAACUGGGGUCUCUCGGCUGGCAGAUUUCGUCAACAUCUCUGGGCGACGGACGUUUAGAUGUAGAGGCAGGACUCGCAAAGCAAAAACUUCGUGCUAAAUUUUGGCCAUUACCAAUACUUUACAUGAUCACUAAUGCCUUCUCUUCCAUUCUUCAUCCAACCCACAGUGCUGAAAAUAGCUCUGGUGGUCAGCCUCUGCCUGACCAUCUGCUCGUUCAUAAUUUCGCUCUGCGUGACACUAAAAGUGGCGAGCCAAGGUUCCUCAGAGUCGGAGGUCGUUACAAUGAGUAGGAUUGGUCACAACCCGGCGAACCGUCCAACGGCAACCGAGGAGAUCCCGCAGGCCACCACCUUGCCGCCCAAGUUCUCCUCCGUUGCAAUGCCCGCAAUUAGAGCCUUCAGUCUUCAUCGAACCACCAAGCCCAUUCAUUGA
Molecule: messenger RNA, 31887 nt
Organism: Spirometra erinaceieuropaei
Lineage: Eukaryota; Metazoa; Platyhelminthes; Cestoda; Diphyllobothriidea; Diphyllobothriidae
Source: the annotation of a GenBank genome assembly